AUGGCUUCGCUUCGCUCUUUGGCUCGUCCUUUUCUCCUUUGCCGCGUGGUCUUGGGUACGUCGGCUCUAUUUUGGCAUGACGAUUGGACAGGCUUGGGACCUCUACUCGACAUUGCAGGCCCUAAUGGACCUCGUGUCACCGGAAUCUCAAGCUUAGCCUCAGUCUCAAGCGCUUGUCACAAUGGGGCUUGGCUUCUUUCUAGAGGUCGCCAUCCUAUUCUUCAACUUCUGCGGGCUUGUGUCCCUGCAAACACUCCUCCGUCACUCUCCUCGUUGCCUGACAUUUACCUUUGGAGAAAUGGCCCCUCUCGGACUCCAGGAAAAUUCUCCUCCUCUCAAACUUGGACCUCGCUUCAUCCACCAGCUCCUUCUGUUCCUUGGUACAAGUUAAUUUGGCAAAAAGAUAGGAUCCCAAAACAUGCGUUCAUCUCCUGGAUCUUGAUGCGAGACAGAUUAUCAACCAGAGAUAGACUGAUUUCUUGGGGUCUUGAUGUACCAAACCGCUGUCUACUUUGCGACACCUCUCCGGAAUCUAAAAGCCACCUGUUUUUCACUUGUCCAUUCUCUGCUGAAGUAUGGAACUCUUUACAUUCUCAUCCGGAUCUGAUCUCUUCAACUGUCUUCGAAGAUAUUAUAUCUUGGCUCCACUCACCCACCUUAAAUGGUAAGCUCAAAACCAUUUGCUUACUCUCCUUCCAAGCAGCAAUCUAUUUCUUGUGGAGAGAAAGAAACUCUCGUCUUCACACCCAAAUUACGAAACCUUCCCACUUGUUGGUUAAAGAAAUUCAUCUAACGCUCAGAGCAAAAUUGUUUGGGAUUGAUCGCUCACUCACCGUCAGAUCUCUUCCAGUGGAUCAAUCUGGCUCCUAUCUACAAACAUGGUUUAGCUUCUUCCAGUUUUAG
Messenger RNA from Microthlaspi erraticum, 903 nucleotides. Lineage: Eukaryota; Viridiplantae; Streptophyta; Magnoliopsida; Brassicales; Brassicaceae. The record is from the annotation of a GenBank genome assembly.